AUGAACAAACAGUUACCUGAAAGCAAGAUGACCCUGGAAUAUAGGAAUGUCUGCAUCCUGCUGCCCAACCGAGAUCAACUCAGGUUAAGCAUUGGGGUGAAAGCUACAGGAAGAGAGCUUUUCCAGCAGGUGUGUGGCUUGUUGAGCAUUAAAGAACCCCACUUCUUUGGCCUGAGUGUUGUUCGAACUCUACAAUUAAAAUUCCCAAUGUGCCACAUUAUACCAGAUGAUUCAACAGCAUUGACAACUGUUUUUGUUAACUUUGCAGACAAUGAAUACAUAUUUAUGGACCUAGAGCAAAAGCUCAGCAAAUACUUUCUGAAGGACUGGAAGAAAGAGAUAUAUAAAGGAAAUGAGAAGUCCAACCCUCCUUUUGUUGCCUUCUUCAGAGUGCAAUACUAUGUGGAAAAUGGGAGAAUUAUUAGUGACAAGGUCGCAAGACGUCUCUAUUACCACCACCUCAAGGAACAGGUGCUGAGGUCCCAGUGCACCCACAAGGAGGAAGUCUACUUCCUAUUGGCUGCCUAUGGGCUUCAAGCAGACUUGGGCAACUAUAGAGAGACUGCCCAUGUGGGGAAAUAUUUUGAACCUCAUUCCUACUUUCCUCAAUGGAUUAUCACAAAGAGAGGGAGAGACUACAUCCUAAAACAUGCUCCAGAGAUUCACCGAGAGCAGCAGGGGCUGACUACCAAAGAAGCUGUGCUAAAGUUCAUCAAGGAGUCCUGUCUACUGGAAGAUGUUCCUGUUCACUUUUUCAAGUUACAAAAGGAUAAGAAGGAAGAUCGGCCAACAAUUGUCCUGGGUCUCACCCUAAAAGGAAUGCACAUUUAUCAGGAGGUAAACCAUUCCCGGCAGCUGCUCUAUGACUUCCCCUGGGCACAUGUUGGAAAGCUGGCAUUUCUUGGCAAAAAAUUUGAGAUCCAACCAGAUGGUUUGCCUUCUGCUCGAAAACUGGUCUACUACACCGGUUGUCCAUUCCGCUCUCGGCACUUGCUACAGUUACUCAGUAACAGUCAUCGACUCUACCUGAAUGUCCAGCCAGUACUGAAACAGAUCCGACAACUGGAGGAAGUAGAAGAGAAGAAGCGUUAUCGGGAGUCCUACAUCAGUGACACCCUGGAGAUGGACCUUGACCAGUCAGACAAGCACUCUCAUGGGAGUGGAAGCAGCAGAGGCAGUCGGAACCACCACAGGCUCUCCCAUCGCUCAACAGAUAGUCAUGGCAGCUCGCAUACAUCUGGCAUUGAGGCUGACUCGAGACACCGUGUAUCUGUGGAGAUGUCUGUGGAUGAACCCUUUGGCGUGGAGCUGGGCCAUGGUAAAGAGAAGUCCUGCAGGUCCACCACCAGCCACAGCAGCUCUGGCAUAGAUAGCAGCAGUAAAGGGAGAACUGAGGAUGAGGUGGAGGUGAUGGUAGAUGGACCAGAGGAAGUGACAGUAGAUGAUCCAAUGGGGAAUAACAGAUUGGAGAAGGCAGUGGAAGAAGUAUCAAUGAAUCCACUGACUCUUGGCUUACAUGGCUGCAAAGACUCUCACCAGGAACCCUUUGCUGUGGUGCAGAUAACACUGGUCAAGAUGCGGGGGCAGAGUGUUGAAGCCCUUAACCAGCUCAGAGAGAUCAAAGCCAGGGAGUGCUCAGAUCAGCACAGCCAAAGCCUGGAUGACAUCCGCCUGUACCAGCAGCAACAUCCACCCCCAAGCACCAAUCUUUCUUCUCCCACAUCUCAUAGCUACACUUUUGGCUGCGCCCUAGAAGACAAACUGGCUACUUAUGGCUGUGUAUACUCUACGGCCGAUUGUAUGACCAAGUCUGCCCUCUAUGGGAAGAGAUCUAUGAACUGUCUCUCCCUGGAUCUUCUGGGAGAAGACCAGGUCCCAGAAGAAUUUGUGGUGUAGGCUAAGUUGCCACAAUUUGGAGGUGGUUUGUGGCAUGGUAGCCUAUGAGAGA
Gracilinanus agilis (Agile Gracile Mouse Opossum) is the source of this 1948-nucleotide messenger RNA. It is a transcript of the gene FRMD1, whose product is annotated as FERM domain containing 1. The record is from RefSeq and is a predicted model, not a curated record. The coding region runs from base 1 to 1896 and encodes 631 amino acids. The transcript has 13 exons. Gene Ontology annotation, cellular component: cytoplasmic side of apical plasma membrane; cytoskeleton. Gene Ontology annotation, biological process: positive regulation of hippo signaling. Lineage: Eukaryota; Metazoa; Chordata; Mammalia; Didelphimorphia; Didelphidae.